Messenger RNA from Mesorhabditis spiculigera, 2802 nucleotides. Lineage: Eukaryota; Metazoa; Nematoda; Chromadorea; Rhabditida; Rhabditidae. The record is from the annotation of a GenBank genome assembly.
AUGCUCCCCUUGCUCCAAGUCCACGUCUCUUCCCCUCUGGUGCCUUCCGUCCCCCUGGAACCAGCAGUAAUCCGCCGUCGGACUGAGCCUAAAUUCUUGUUCUUCGUCAUCCUUUUUCUGACGUGCGCUUUCCCGUGCGCUACCGCCUGCACGGACACUCUGUUUCUCCAUCAGGAGAAUAUCCGCUGCACCAGUGCGGCCUCCACCGGCCGUACCACCUGUACCCUUCACAAAAUGAUUUUGGCACAGCUUAGUCAUGCCAACAUGGACAAUUGCUUCCUUCUGCGUGACCUCAAUCAUACUAUCAUUGGCGAAGUGCGAAUUCGCUUGCUCUCUGUUCGGCAGACCUGCCAGAAGGCGGUGGUUGCCUACACUCGCGACAGCAUUCCGACGAUCGUGUUUAAUAAACGAUGCCCUCGCAUGGGUUCGUGCAAAAACAACUAUUGUGCCCAAGUUACGAGCGACACGAUUAUCCCCGAAUUGCCUGAUGCCGCCAAUCACGCUCUCGGCAGCUCUCACUGUGCGGAGAGCUGUGGAGGGAUCGGCUGCUUGUGCGGAUUUUUCUCGCCUGGAUGCUUGUUUUAUCGCAUCACUGAAUCUCCUGUGUCAAGGCAUCCUAUUGAAUAUUUCAAAUGCCGCUCUUGGAAAAGCAAUAUUGACUUGGAAGUUCAAGUGCACAUUGCGAAUCGCACCUCUCGGGAGUCUUCCCGUUUCAAGCCAUAUCGCACUGCCCAAUUCCAGGGAUAUAGCCUGGUCGUUAAUUCUGCUGAUUUGGCUACCUUUGAUAGUCAUUUUCAACGGUUUUUGCUCGACAAAUCCCGUAACAUCUCUGCACUUGCGCCUUCUGACUUCCAGCCCUUGAUCAAAUGCCGAAGUCCCCGCUUUCUCAAUUGCACCUUCUUUGAUUCUUGCACCUGUCAUCCCAUCGAUGAUAAUGUUGAUUGCCGCUGCCAUUACUCACGUCUGCAGGCCAUAUUCCAAGAUCUUUCCCAGGUCUUGCCCGUCACGACGCCAGACUAUAGUCUGGUCUUGUCUCAAGGCUUUCUUCCCGAGAUCUACCAUCGCUCCUUUCAAAUAGGCUACAUGUUGGAUCUCCAGGGCCUCAGUUUUGAGCCCGUUACCUUUUCCGAACUUUUUCAAUCGGCGGACAUUCGAGUUCUGUCCGUCUCCGGUUGCUUCUCGUGCUCCUCGGGCGCUCUUGUUACCUUCUCCUGUCAACUCGCUCACCCUGAUUUGAUCCCCAUUUAUUUGGAGUGCCACGAUCUCGAGCCUUCCAACUCUCAAUUUUUUGCCAUCUCUUGUCGAAACCAUGCCGUUCUUACAAACAUCUCCCUGCACUUUUCCGUGCCUCAGGUUCAACAAACCUGCCGAUCUCGGCAAAUUCCCUCUUUGCAAUUUCCGCUUACCGGCGUACUGCAUUUUGAUGCGGCCCGGCAAUCCCUUAAUAGCGAGGUUUAUCGCGUUGCCGUGUUUUCCCGCUGGCAUUUCGAUAUUCCCUAUGCCUCACUGAUCACUUUUUGCACCAACUUCUAUCACGUCAUGCUUUUCGUCCAAUCUCAUCGUUUGGCCUUGCUCGCCCUCGUGCUUCUUGUCGUAGCCAUCUUGUACAGCCUUUAUCAAGACUCUUUGCAACACUCGCCUCCCGAUCCGAUAAUGUCCUCGAUCUUGAAGUGGUCGACCUCCCAGCGCCGCCCUGACGUCGAGCAAAUGAAUGACUUGGCCUCUUUCCCGCCCGUCGUGGACAUUGGCUUGCCAGCCCCUCCGCGACCUGCCAAGAAAAGCGCCCGUGCCCCGCCAGCUAGGCGUGCCCUGAGCCUGCCCCGCCGCCGCCCCGCCACCGUUGCGGACGAGCGUCCGGCCGUGCCGCCCCCCCUCCAACCCCAGGCUCACCAGCCCUUGGACGCACUCUUGCCCCCUCCUGCUCCCGCCUCGCAGCCUCUCGAGGUGGCGGUUGUUGCCCCGCUUGCGGAAGAGAAUCGAGGCCCGUCCACUUCGCCUCCAGCGGCCCCUGGGACUGGCCUUGCCGCCCUCGAGGAGGGUGUCUUGCUAUCGGACGAGCAGUUCUUCGCGGUUAUGCUCGAGGAUGACAUUCCGGGAGACGCCUGCGCUGUGGACUCCCACAUGCCCGAGCCCGCGGCUCUCCCUCCUCCUGCACUCGCCUCCCUUGAUGUCGACAUGGAGAUGAGCGGCUGCGAGGCCCCGCCCGUGAAACGACGGGUCCUGACCGGCGAAGACGCCGAGGCGUACGACAAGUACCGUGCCGAAAUGGCUGCCAAAGCCCUCCGCGAGGAAGAACGGAUUCGCGCUGAACGCGAAGUCCGUGAAAACAAGCUACGCAGCAUCAUGAAUGGGCUUGACCGAUUGCACGAGGGGACCCCGGUGCACCUGGGAUUCGGCACGAUGCCGGGUGAACUUCGAGCCCAGGCCCAGGAAAAUUGCGUCCUUUGCUCCCAAGCCCACUCGCUUUUAAAUUGCUAUAUAUUCGCUACAGCCGAAGAGCGUAGUGCGGCCCUAGCUCGCUACUCAAUCUGCGACAACUGUUUUUCCCAUACGACCAACGGGCGUGCCCGCUGCCAUGCUUCGCGCCGCUUCUGCACCGUCUGCGUCCGCCACUAUGGCGAUCUCGUACCUGAAGCGGAACACAAUUCUGCUCUCUGCCCUCGGUUCUUUACCCUUGCUCGAGCCCUCGUUGAGAAAGCAAAAUGGUUUCCCGUGCAAUCGCGGCGCACUCCGCGUGCUGCUCCGUCGUUGUUUGCCGCUCCCGCUGCCCCGAUCCCGUUUCCUCCCGGGCUGCCUCGCCCG